Purpureocillium lilacinum is the source of this 354-nucleotide messenger RNA. The record is from RefSeq and is a predicted model, not a curated record. Lineage: Eukaryota; Fungi; Ascomycota; Sordariomycetes; Hypocreales; Ophiocordycipitaceae.
AUGGCUCUGCGCGACUACAGCCCAUCACUCAAGACGCUCUUCCGUCAGACCAACUGCCUGAAGGUGGACUGGGAUGGUCGGCCACUCGACCUAGGAGACGACCCGCAUGGCUACCUACUGCACCCGGAAGAAGUCAUGCUGGCCUCUACCCUUCGCCUCGAUUGUGCGACAUAUCUCACGAGCAAGCGCCGCAUCUUUCAGCGGAGGCUGGAGUGCCUGCGUAUUGGCAAGGAGUUCCGUAAGACGGACGCGCAGAAGGCAUGCAAGAUUGAUGUCAACAAGGCCUCGAAGAUGUGUACAGCAUUCAAGACCGUGGGUUGGUUAGACGAGUCAUUCAUGCGCCGAUUCCUGUGA